Pieris macdunnoughi is the source of this 909-nucleotide messenger RNA. Lineage: Eukaryota; Metazoa; Arthropoda; Insecta; Lepidoptera; Pieridae. The record is from the annotation of a GenBank genome assembly.
AUGGUCAAGUGGCAAAGAACCCACAACGGCCAAAAACUGCCCAAAGCCGAGUUUUCGAGGAUAGUUGGAAAAGUGUGGGAAGCCUUAAACCCCGACAUUAUAAAAAAUGGAUUUGCAAAAAGUGGGAUUUACCCAUUUAGCAGGGAUGCAGUUCCGGAACAUAAAUUAGACCCCGACGCUGUAAAGAGUUCCAAGAUCGUCCAGUUUGACUGUCCAUCACAACUCACAAAACCAACAACCACAAAAUCUGUAACCCAUCCAAACUCGAAAAUAACUGUUUUGCAAGAUAUUAUAUCUUUAGAACCAAAUAAAAAAGUGUCUCGUGAAGAUAUAUUUUUUGGACAAAAACCUGUUCAACCAAGAGAAAUUAUUUUAAAAACUUUAAAAAAAAAAAGAAAAAUUAAAUGCGAAAUCAAACAAACAAAACCAAGACAGAAGAAACAGAACAAACAAAUUGAAGAUAACUUGUCUACCGAUAGUGAAUUUAGUCUUCAUGAUUCAGAUACAGAUGAGGACUUCAAAACGUAUAUUGAAAUGUACUUAAAAGAUAAAGAUUCAGAGGAAGAAAUAGAAAAUAUGUCAUUUGGAUUUACCGACAUCCAGUAUUAUGAAGAAAAAUCCCACAAAUUUACAGAACAGGACUGGGUACUGGUUAAAUUUUCGGCAAAAAAAAGCCUGAAGCACUAUGUGGGGCAGAUUGUCAAAAUAAAUAACGACAUUCCUACCGUAAAAUAUUUAAGAAAAACACAAACUAAACAGGGAUUACUGCAUUUUGUAUACCCCAAUGUUGACGAUAUAUGUGAAUUGCUGCAUGUUGAAGAUAUUAUUUCAAUUUUGCCAAAGCCUACAGUUUCACGUCGGGGCCAAAUAUCAUUCAAUGUUGAUUUUGGUAGCUUCAAUAUACAGUAA